This is a messenger RNA of Ochotona curzoniae (black-lipped pika), 810 nucleotides long. Its product is annotated as chymotrypsin-like elastase family member 3B. The coding region runs from base 1 to 810 and encodes 269 amino acids. NCBI's taxonomy places the organism in Eukaryota, Metazoa, Chordata, Mammalia, Lagomorpha, Ochotonidae. The record is from RefSeq and is a predicted model, not a curated record. Gene Ontology annotation, molecular function: serine-type endopeptidase activity. The transcript has 8 exons. Gene Ontology annotation, biological process: proteolysis.
AUGAUCCGGCUGCUGAGCUCCCUCCUCCUUGUGGCCCUGGCCUCAGGCUUGGACCAGCCUUCCUUCAACCCCUCCAGCCGCGUGGUCAAUGGUGAGGAUGCAGAGCCCUACAGCUGGCCUUGGCAGGCUCUCUUGGAAUAUAAGGCGAGUGGAGGCUGGUCCUUCAUCUGUGGAGGGACCCUCAUCGGUCGUUCCUGGGUUAUGACUGCUGCCCACUGUGUCGUGAGCGGCGGGACGUACCGCGUCGUGUUGGGAGAGUACGACAACUCAGUGACAGAAGGACCCGAGCAGACCAUCAUUGUGGAAAAGGCCAUCGUGCACCCAAAUUAUAACAACAAUAAUGUGGCCAAAGGCUAUGACAUCGCCCUCCUCAAGCUGACUGAAUGUGCCGAGCUGACGGAUGAGGUCCAGCUUGCAUGCCUCCCUCCUGCUGAUUACAUCCCGCCCCAUGAGAUGAAAUGCUACGUCACUGGCUGGGGCCGGCUCUCCACUGGUGGAAAACUGCCAAACAAACUGCAGCAGGGGCUGCUGCCCGUGGUGGACUACGAACACUGCUCCCAGCGAGACUGGUGGGGCUCCACCGUGAAAGAGACCAUGGUGUGCGCCGGUGGGGACACGGUCUCUAGCUGCAAUGGUGACUCUGGAGGACCCCUCAACUGCCCUGGAGUGAACUGUGAGUGGCAGGUUGACGGCAUAGUCAGCUUUGGUUCUGCCCUUGGCUGCAACUACCCGAAAAAGCCUUCAGUGUUCACCCGUGUGUCAGCCUACAUUCCCUGGAUUGAGGAGAUCACUGGGAUUGACUUCAGCUAG